Molecule: messenger RNA, 3819 nt
Organism: Bufo bufo (common toad)
Lineage: Eukaryota; Metazoa; Chordata; Amphibia; Anura; Bufonidae
Gene: ZC3H11A
Product: zinc finger CCCH-type containing 11A
Exons: 17
Coding region: 303-2648 (781 amino acids)
Molecular function (GO): metal ion binding
Source: RefSeq, a predicted model, not a curated record
UGACCUCAGGCUGUUACGCUUUGGACUGUACCAUUUCCCUCCUUCCUUUGCUCCUUGUUUGGGAUUUCCGUGUAGCAAAGCAACCGGAGUCGGAGGCGGCUAGAAGAGACGGGAAGGAGUGCGAGUAGCGCCCGGGCAGUUUGCCAACAAUCGUGAGAAAUCGAGCAGUGAGAAAAAUCUUGCAGCUGGUUCAGAACUGGGCCCUACAGAUGUGCCUCGUUGAUUGUACAGGAAUUCCUUAUACUUGUGUAUAUCUGUGAAGACCCAUAACCAGCAGAAUUACCAAACGUGUGUGAACUCAGAUGUCUAACCAAGGAGAUGACUGCUAUUUUUUUUUCUACUCCACCUGCACGAAGGGGGACAGCUGUGCUUUCCGGCACUGUGAGGCUGCCUUAGGAAUGAAACAGUUUGCAGGUCUGUGGCAGGAAGGUCGUUGUUCUCCGCCAAAUAUGCAAGUUCGCCACAUGGAAAUUGAUAAAAAGCGCAGUGAGAUUGCCUGCUACUGGGAAAACCAGAUCUCUGGGUGUCAGAAGGCAAACUGUGCUUUUCAUCACACAAAGGGAAGAUUUGUGGAUGGUGCAUACUUUCCUCCAAGUAAGGCAGUGGCAAAGCCUGAACCAUCUGAUCCAGAUGUGCAGACCUCUGUACUGUUGGCAGCUCCAGCUAAGCUUUCUGGGGCCCCUACGCCGCAGAUACGUGGGGUAAAAAAAAUGGAGGCUACGGAGAAUGUUCCAAGCCCUACACAUCCACCUGUGGUGAUUAAUGCAGCAGAUGAUGAUGAAGAUGAUGAUGAGUUCUGCCCAACAUGUUUAGUACCAGAAAAUCAACAAGGAACUACUGUAGUAUCUACUAGAAAAUCACUGACUCCUAGAAAAGAUGUUGACUUAAACUAUGGUAUUAAAACCCUAAAAGAAAUUAAGUCUGAAAAACAGAAGAAUCAAGGAGUAGCCAAUGAUGAUCCUCUAGCUUCCCCAGAGAUUUUAGUUUCAUCUUUCAACCAAAUCGACAGCAGCAUUUCAGUUCUGCGAACUGUCAAGUUCACCAACAAAGAUUCAACAACAAAACUUAGUUUGGCACAAAGACUGGGGAAGCGCAAAACAUUCCAUGAAAACAGCUCUAUAGGUAGUGCUUCAGGUGAAGAGGUUCUUCCUUCUGUGAAGAAAACAUUAUCAGAAAGACUUGGGAAGAGGAUUACCCCACCUACUGAUAGCCCUGAGUGUCUACCAAAGAAAGUUCAGAACCCCAGACUUGUGAAGGAUCGACUUGGUUUGCCACAAGAACAAAGCAGCACGCAAAUGGAGACAGCUGCUACUACAGCAACUGACUUCCACAUUAAGACUCUUGAAGAAAUCCGUCAGGAAAAAGCCAAUCAAAGGCUGGAGCAAGAGACCACAAGUUUACCUUCUGAAAGUAAAGAUAAAAUCUGUAUAAAAAACAAGCUUUCCUCAAAGACUCAGACAGGAAUUUACAUUAAAUCUUUGGGUGAAAUUCAAGCAGAAAAGAGGCUAAGACAACUGAAAGAUGGGAUACAGAAACGAGAAAACGCGAAAGAUGACCUAGACAACAAGGCAAAUAAGGUGAUCGGGCACACAGAUGGAAAUACAGCACAAAAUAAUACAAUCCCAACUGAUGCUACACAAAAACAGAUUAAUUUUAUUCAGAAAGUUCAGGUGGAAAGACAGUUUAAACAGCCUCUUGUAAAUGACAAUAUUUCCAGCAGUGUUGGCACCGCUAAAGCUCUUUCUGUGAGUUUAAAAGGGCCUAAACAAAGCUCACAGUCAAUAGAGAAAGUUAGAGUCAAGACACUUGAAGAGAUCAGACAAGAGAAAGCUUUCCGUCUCCAGCAAACUGCCAAAUCAGAGAAUGUGGAGUCUGUAUCUCAACCACAGGCUCCACCAAAGCACAAGAUGAGCCUUAGAUUCUCCAAAAUCCCAGGAAGUACAGAAGCAAAAAUGGACCAGUCAACUGCAGAGCCAAGCCUGCCUACAAAUAAAGCUGCUGAAGAAGAGAAUCAGGUAUCCAUGACAUUCAGAUCUCCUGUCAAAACCUCCAAUAAAGAGCCAUCUAAAAAAGAUGUGGACACCAAACCGGAGAGUGGUGCAGUUAUUACAGACUUUCGAACGUCAGCACUCACAGAUAAAAGCAAUGCAGAAGUUCUGAAGUCAACUAUACUAACCGUUCAAAAGAAAGGUAAACCAAAAUUAAAUGUUGAGCCGUGUGUGGUGAAAAAUCCAUUACCUGUCAAAGCAGCCAUGAAGCAGAAAGCACAAGAAAGAACUAUUGUUGCUGAAGUUAAACCCAUGAACUCUGCUGUAACUUGCAGCGAAGGCAAGAGGGCAGCCGAAAUGCUUCCAGUAAUAGAUUCUUCUGAGGAGCCUUCAACUGACUGUAUACCACAAAAGCGUCUCAAAAUCAGCUCCCAGGCUAGCACAUCUUUACCAAGUGCUUCUGUCACAGUACAACCAGCCUUAAAGUCUCCAAGGACAAGUACCGCAUCUGUGGGGAAAACUUCUAUGUCCACAGAGGAUGAGUUUGAUGAGCUGAUGUGGGAAAUUUCUGAUGAUAAACUAGAGGCUGAAUUGGAGCUUGAUUCAAAUAAAGAUGAAGAUGCCCUUCUUCUGGAGUUAUCAAAAAUGAUUGACAGCUGAUCCUAAAAUAAUUAAUAUUGUAAAGAUUAAGGACAUGUAAAUAAAUACCGAGGCACAGUGGUGUAUCAAUUUUUAUCGCAAGUUAGGAAAAACCUCAUAAUGGUUUGGCAUCUAGCCUUAAAUUGCGUUUACUCUGCUUAAUGUAGAUAUUCAUAUUUUCUGAUCUAAAUCCCUAGCAAAACAAAUAUAAAUUAUUUUUAGGCAAUUUAUAACUACAAACCUUUAUGUUCUGAUGCUCUUGUUUUGCCUUUUUCAAGACUAUUUUACUUGUAUUUUUAUCAUUAGACUGAAACAAGUGAUUUAAUUUUUUAUUUUUUUUAUUCUUUUUUUAUAAGAUGAAAAUUGACUUCCUUUCUAUUGGAAAUUUUGAAUUGGAAAUCAAAGUAUUCAGAAGGGCAUCUAUGUUGCUACAUUGGUGUGGUUUUUUUUUCGUAGAAAUAUUACAACUAUUACAAAUGCAUCAUUUGAUGCAAAAGUGUCCGGAGCAGCGGUUACUAUAUUAGAAGUAAAACCAAGCUGUAAUUCUUUUCUCAGGAAAAGCUUUUACUAUUGAGUCAUGCAUUAUUUUAUUAAAGACAGGUUAAAGGAAACCUUUGACUAUUUUUACUUAACCUUAUUAGAUGUACAUAUUUAUAUUUCCUAAUUCAGUAAAAAAAGAAAAAAACAGCAUUUUUAUUUUAUUGGUUAAAUCACCUUGUGUAAUGCACCAUAUUCAUUUCUAAUCUAAUCAGAAACAGAAUUUUUAUUUUAUUAGUUAAAUCAUGUAGUAUAAUGCGCCAUAUUAGUUGGCAGCAUUUAGUAAUUUCAAUUUCUGUUACUUUCGUUUAUGGGAGAUUUAUUUUUGAACAAGCUCAGGUAUCAAAGAUAAACUAUUAGCAACAGAUGAAUAUCUAGUGGAGGAGAUGAAAUGAAAGCUAUAUUUCUUCUUACUGCCAUAUUCAUGUUCACUACUGUUCCAUUUAAUGUUCAAUUUUGCACUGUAUUUUUUUUUAAAAAUCUUGUGUGAUAUUAUUACAGUAAAUACAUAACUUUUUAAUGCCUUUUUAUUUUUUUUUAUAUUUUUUUUUUUUUGCUUCUCCCAACUGCCAUGUUUUUGAAUUGUUGUACAAAAUAUUGUAUGUUGGUUGAAAUAACUGAACCAAAUAAAAUUUAACUUUGCUAUUUUCUAACA